CAGUGGAGCACGAGGGACAGUUGGAGGGCGUGUCGUGCUAUCCGGGAACACCUGUGGUGUAAUAUCAGCUGAGUCACGCAUUAGUUGGAAGGUCAUACUGUAUUAAGCGCAGCACUAUUUCGAUCAAAGUUACUAAUACUGAAAGCUUCACAGGAGGCGGAACUUUGUUUGUCCCAUGGGUCUGUCCUCUUCUUUUUUGUCGAACCAAACUGUGUCGCAACCCACACAGAGAGGAUCAACCAUCAUGAAGCUCCGCACAAAGCAAACUUUCCUUUUUCUAGCGUCUGUUUUAUUUCUCUGUGUUGCUGCAGACCUACAUGCACCUGAAGUCCACACAAAGCUUGGGAGCCUGAGAGGUGAGUAUGUGAGUGUAAAGGGGAAAGAGACUGGGGUCCAUGCCUACCUGGGUGUCCCAUUUGCCAAGCCACCCGUAGGCCCUGCUCUGAGACUGGCUGCACCUCAGCCUGUAGAGGGAUGGGAAGGAGUGAGAGACGCCACCCAGCAGCCACCCAUGUGUAUUCAACAUAAGCAGUUUACUAUAGAUCUGCUUGAUAAACUCCUAGGCAUGUCAGUAGUUCUCCCAGAUAUUUCAGAAGACUGCCUUUACCUCAACAUUUACACUCCUGCAAACAAAGCUCAUGAUGGCAAGCUCCCAGUCAUGGUUUGGAUCCACGGUGGAGGGUUUGGUAUAGGAUCAGCUUCAAUAUAUGAUGGCUCGGCCUUGGCUGCUUACCAGGAUGUGGUUGUGGUUCUGAUCCAAUACCGCUUGGGACUUUUGGGCUUUCUUAGCACGGGAGAUGAGCACAUAUCAGGGAACUUUGGCCUGCUGGACCAGGUAGAAGCCCUGAGGUGGAUCCAGCAGCACAUUCACAACUUUGGAGGAGACCCUACUUCAGUUACCAUAUUUGGGGAGUCUGCAGGUGGAGUGAGCGUGUCCCUCCUGCUUCUCUCACCAUUGUCUGAUGGCCUGUUCCACCAAGCCAUUGCUGAGAGUGGCACUGCUGCAAUGGAUUUAAUCAUGAUAAAUGAUCCUCUACCAAUAACACAGGUGGUAGCGAAUAUAUCUGGAUGUAGCAUCGAAAGCACAGAGAAGAUUGCUGAUUGUUUGAGAAACCUCGAUAUUGAUACAAUUGUGACUAUUGGGCAGGACCACACACUAAGAUUUUCUGUGACUGUUGAUGGACACUUCCUGACAAAACCUGUGGAUGAGCUGUUCCAUAAACAUGAACUUCUCACUGUACCGUUCAUGACUGGUGUUAAUAAUGAUGAAGCGGGUUGGUUACUUGCUGAAUUCUUUGCUCCUCCAAACUGGACUGAGGGAAUGGAUCGGGAGCAAAUUGUGAACAUGCUGUCCGCCUUUUACUCUGAUCCCAAAUAUGCAAUCAUCAGAGAUCUGAUGGUAGAUGAAUAUAUUGGAACUGGUGAAGAUCGUGUGAAAAAUAGAGAAGGGUUUACUGAGAUGCUUGGAGACGCAAUGUUCACCAUUCCAGCCAUUAAAGCUGCAAAUGCCCACAGAGAUGCAGGUGCCCCUGUAUACCUGUAUGAGUACCAGCAUCCUCCCAAAUUUCUGCAGGCAAAAAGGCCAAGCUUUGUUGGGUGUGACCAUGGAGACGAACUCUUUACAGUAUUAGGAUUCUGCUUCACUACCACUCAUGUUAAAUUAGCAGAUGCAUGCCCAGAAGAGGAGGAACAGUUAAGCAGAACCAUGAUGAGCUACUGGGGCAACUUUGCUCGCACAGGGUCUCCUAAUGGGGACGGCCUUGUCCACUGGCCAAAGUAUGGAGUAGAUGAAGAAUACCUGGCAAUUGGUAUAACAGAGCAGGUAAUUGGUCAGCACCUGAAGAAGGAUCGCUUUGUUUUCCUGACUCAGACAGUUCCAGAGAAGAUCCAACAACAUAUGGAGAAGAUGGAGCACAGCGAGCUGUAGAGCUGUCACCUCUCAUCUUUCUCUGUUCCAUCAACCUUUUUCAAUUCCUACAUUAAAGAAUAGGUUCACAUUUAUUCAAAUCUAUCUUAAAACAAUAGUCAGGUGCUUGCGUGAACCUUUAAACUGCAAGGUUUUACUUGAUGUAUCAUUCAUUUAUACUGACCGUUAGAAGAUCCAUCUCUAACAAGCUUUUAAUGUAAUUGAUGGGGGCCAAAUUCACAGUCCUUCUUCUGCCAGAAAAUGUAUUCAAAAGUUUAUCAGAAGCUAAUAUGAGACUUCAGCCAUCCAAAUUAGUCAAAUCAGGUAGAUAUCAUCCAAAGUUACAGUCCUUUUUUCAAAUUCCCCAGUUUUUGAUGCAAUCCUUCUACUGUAGCUCAGUAAGGAAACCCUGCCCAGGGAAACACAAAGAGGAAACUUUGUACUAAAAAGACUAACUUUGGAAGAUAUCCACUUACUCAUAUGGACAACUGAAGCCUCAUAUAGGCUUCAGGUGAACCUUUGGAUACAUUUUUGCCAGGAAGGAGGACUGUGGAUUUUGGCCCCUAUCACUUACAUUGAAAUCGCAUUAGGAAGGGAUCUCUAAUGGUCAGCAUGAGCAGGAGGAAUGACUACAGCAAGCAAAAACUCUUUCAGUGUUCAUAUAGGUAUCUCACUGUUGUUUCACGACAGACUAGAAAAACUGUGAACCGAACCUUUAACUGCAAACAAGUCAGCAAGAAGAGAUUGUCUUGACAUAACUUGACAAGUGCUCAGUUUUAAACAAGCCAGUAAAUUUACCAACCAGUCAUACCUUUUCACAUUCACAAAAAUGCAUUAGGUUGACUUUAAAACAUGGAAUAACGUCAACAAUAUACCAAGGUAUAUCAGUAGAAAAUGCAGAUACCCAGUGCAACAGAAGUGAAUGCAAUUGUUGGAAUAAAUCAUAGACUGUAUAAUGAAAUGAUAUGUACACAUGAGCACUAUGUCUGUCGGUACGAUAGUCACCCUUGCCCUCAUUAUAAGCAGAGAACACUGACAGACAUACAUCGUGAAGUACAUUUAAACUGUGAUACAACCGCUUAGCUUAGAAAAAAGUGAGUGAACUACAUAGUCAGUGACUACAAAUUUUUUUGAACUGAACAAAGUGAUUUGUAAUUUCCACCUCCGUAAAUAAUAUUAACUAAUCAGAAAUUAGUUUCAUCCUUGUGUGAAAGAGUUUCCAAAUGACUGUAGUACUUCAACAAUAUUUUAAAUUGAAUUUGAACACAAAAUGUUGACGUGACUUAUAUUAUUGCUGUUGUCACAGCCUGAAACUACAGGUUAAUUUUUAUGUUUUAGUUUGUUUUAUAAAAAAGGUUGGCUUUGUCCCAUGAUUAUAAAAAAGCAACAACUGAAAAUCUGAGUUGAAAAUGUAACGUGACAUCAUAUUUCCUGCUACAGAGCUGUAAAAAUAUGUGGUGAAACUUCCUUGUGUGUUUCAUCAUAUUUGAAUAAAAGUGAU
This is a messenger RNA of Thunnus maccoyii (southern bluefin tuna), 3407 nucleotides long. Its product is annotated as cocaine esterase-like. NCBI's taxonomy places the organism in Eukaryota, Metazoa, Chordata, Actinopteri, Scombriformes, Scombridae. The transcript is spliced from 13 exons. The coding region runs from base 176 to 1927 and encodes 583 amino acids. The record is from RefSeq and is a predicted model, not a curated record.